AUUAUGCAGAUUUUCUGGACGUCGAAGGAGGAGGGCUGGAGGCUGGGCCAGCGGAAUGCUACGUGUCUUGGAAGUCCCUUUUAAAAAAAAAAAAAAGAAGUAAAAACCCCAUCCGUCUUCUUCGAGUACCGCAGCCAAAAGUUUUGAGAUUUACAACUCAAACGAGCGGCUCAUCCUCGCAGGCCCGUGUGUGUGUGUGUGCAGCAGACCAGCCCCGUGUUCAGCAGUCGUCGGCGUGUAAUACACUUUGUGGGGGAAAAAUGUCUGGAGUGAAAAAGCUUUGCACGGAUCUCAACAGAUCGACUAAUGUGGUUUACCAGGCCCACCAUGUAAGCCGAAGCAAGAGGGGGCAGGUUGUGGGAACCAGGGGAGGCUUCAGAGGCUGUACCAUUUGGCUCACCGGUUUGUCCGGGGCCGGAAAGACCACCAUCAGUUUUGCACUGGAAGAGUUCCUGGUGUCUCAUGCUAUCCCCUGCUACUCACUGGAUGGAGACAACAUUCGCCACGGCCUGAACAAGAAUCUUGGCUUCUCAGCAGGCGAUCGAGAGGAGAACAUCCGUCGUAUUGCUGAGGUGGCCCGACUGUUUGCAGACGCCGGGCUGGUGUGCGUCACAAGUUUCAUCUCUCCUUUCUCCAAGGAUCGUGAAAGCCAGAAGAUUCACGCAAGUAACGGGUUGCCAUUUUUCGAGGUGUUCAUCCAUGCUCCUCUUGAGGUGUGCGAGAGCCGGGAUGUAAAAGGACUUUACAAGAAGGCUCGUGCUGGAGAGAUCAAAGGUUUCACUGGGAUUGACUCAGAUUAUGAACGCCCUGAGAUUCCCGAUCUUGUGCUUAAAACCGGUGAGCUCACGGUGAACGAAUGCCUCCAUCAAGUGUUGGAGCUGCUCAGGGACCAGGAUAUUGUACCCAGCGAGAUCAUGGAGGAGUUGAAGGAGCUCUUUGUCCCGGAGAACAAGCUGAAUCUCGCUGUGGCUGACGCAAACACGCUCCCCACCAUCAGCAUCACCAAGUUGGAUCUGCAGUGGGUGCAGGUUUUGGCAGAGGGCUGGGCGAGCCCUCUGAAAGGCUUCAUGAGAGAGAGAGAGUUCUUGCAGGUCUUGCACUUUGGCAACCUGUUGGACGGCGGGGCUAUCAACCUGACUGUUCCCAUCGUCCUGCCUGUCAGCGCUGAGACCAAACAGCAGCUGGACGGCUGUGCGGCCAUUGCUCUGGAGUACCAGGGUUCACGUGUGGCUGUCCUUAGGAACCCCGAGUUUUAUGAACAUCGUAAGGAGGAACGCUGUGCCAGGCAGUGGGGCACCACAUGUCCACAGCACCCUUACAUUAAGAUGGUUAUGGAGGGAGGUGAUUGGCUGGUCGGUGGUGACCUGGAGGUUCUGGAGCGAAUCAAAUGGAACGAUGGACUUGACCAGUACCGCCUCACUCCACAGCAGCUCAAGCAAAAGUUCAAAGACAUGAAAGCAGAUGCCAUUUUUGCUUUCCAACUUCGUAACCCCGUACACAACGGUCAUGCCCUGCUGAUGCAGGACACCAAGCGGCGCCUUCUGGAUCGUGGCUACAAGAAUCCAGUCCUCCUGCUGCACCCACUCGGAGGCUGGACCAAAGACGACGACGUGCCUCUGGACUGGCGGAUGAAGCAGCAUGCUGCUGUCUUGGAGGAGGGCGUCCUGGACCCGGCCAACACCAUUGUGGCCAUCUUCCCCUCACCUAUGAUGUAUGCUGGGCCCACAGAGGUUCAGUGGCACUGUAGAGCUAGAAUGAUCGCUGGAGCAAACUUUUACAUUGUUGGCCGGGACCCUGCUGGCAUGCCUCACCCAGAAACUAAACAGGACCUCUAUGAACCCACUCACGGGGGCAAGGUCCUCACCAUGGCACCAGGUCUCACCUCUGUGGAGAUCAUCCCCUUCAGGGUGGCUGCAUACAACAAGACUAAGAAGGCUAUGGACUUCUACGACAAAGCCAGACAUGCUGACUUUGAAUUCAUCUCUGGAACCAAGAUGAGGAACAUGGCUCGAAGCGGAGAGAACCCUCCGGAAGGUUUCAUGGCCCCAAAGGCCUGGAAGGUGCUGGUGGAGUACUACACCUCGCUGCAGAAGGACAAGUAGUAGACAUAGUCAUCCAGCUGGCCAGACAACAGCGUACUGUAAAAGGAUACAAGAGGUUCUUAAGAGGGUAUUUUAGAUAGAUUUUUGUAAAAUCACUUAUAAAAUAUGCACAUUAAGAAUUAUGUAUUUGCUACAAAUAAUGAGUUGUGGGUGUUUUAUAUAAGUCUUCACCAAACCAAAAUGAAUCUUCUUACAGCAGUUAAGAAAUAGAAUUUUUACCUUCCUAUAAAACAAUGUGAUUUAUAAAUCCAUUGUAUGUUUAUAUGCAAAUUAACUUAAGCUAUGUAUUUUAAUAAAUUAAAAUUAACUUGAGAUUCUUUUUUUAUUUUUAGUUGGGUUUUUUUGGAGCACAUUCCAAAACAGAAGACAUUUUUGAUAUUUGCAUGUAAUUAUCUGAAGGAUGUGAUACAUAAAAGAAACGUAUAGAUUUCACUUUUUUGAUAGCAUUUUAUGGAAAUGGUCAUGUUAUUAGUAUACGAGCUGAAUGAGAGUCGGUGUCAGUUUUUUUCACUACCUAAAGCGCCUCUUUACAUGUAUGGAUGUUGAUUAAUUCAUCAUGUUUCAUAUUGUUGGGAAAUACAACCUAGAUAUAAAUGUGUCAAAAUGUGAAAGUGCCUUACUCUGAAAAUGUCAACAUUGUAAAUCAGAAACUGCACGAAUCUCUGACUGGUGUUGUCUAUAAUGUCUCUGACAACUGUGUGAUUGUAUGAGAGGGCAUGUGCAUUCAUAUAAUAAUAAAGACCUGAAGGACAAAGGUUGUCCAAUUCAGUAAUAAAGUAA
Messenger RNA from Labrus bergylta (ballan wrasse), 2882 nucleotides. RefSeq names its product bifunctional 3'-phosphoadenosine 5'-phosphosulfate synthase 2-like. NCBI's taxonomy places the organism in Eukaryota, Metazoa, Chordata, Actinopteri, Labriformes, Labridae. The record is from RefSeq and is a predicted model, not a curated record. Gene Ontology annotation, molecular function: adenylylsulfate kinase activity; ATP binding; sulfate adenylyltransferase (ATP) activity. Gene Ontology annotation, biological process: 3'-phosphoadenosine 5'-phosphosulfate biosynthetic process; sulfate assimilation.